CACCGCGUGGAGGUAGCUGCAUCUGGGGACCCACGAGAUCUAAGAUUCGCGAGAUCGGCGUGAGCGAACAAUCGCCGAGCAAACAAAGGACCUCUAAUAGCGCCCGAACACUCGCGUGAGUGUUGGAAUAACGGUGACUCUACUCUGAAUUCGUGGUCCCGCGGUGUUGCAUGCACAACACUCGCGGAGAUCAAUUUUCAAAGUCUCCCGAAAGUGCAAAAUCGAAGUCUAAAAUAAAAGAAAUAGUACAGAAUUUCGAAAACGAGUGACAGAAGAUUGUACUUGCGUAAACUCUUCGUUAAUCCUCUCGUUCGAAUGGCAUCCUGCGAAAACGUCCAAGCUCCCUCGUCGAAGUCCAAAACACUACUGAACAUCAAAGGCCCGACUUUGUUGUCGUCUCUCGAAGCCGAGUAUCCCCACUUCGCAAUUUAAUUCGAAGGUCCGAUUUUAUUGACGUCUUACAAAAUCGAAAACUGUCGAUUCCAAAUUUCAACCUAGUAAUAAAGCAAACUGUAGAAAUUUUACAGGAAAUAUGUGAUAUUGAAUUAUACUUGCUUUAAUUUUUAGUUGACACUUAAACGAAACUAGUUCCGAUGGAGCUCGAUGUUCCUUCCUCGGAAUACGGAUUAAGAAUGAUCGAAGUUUCGUUUUUGUUGACGUCGCACAUAGCCAAGAUCCGCCAGUUCAAAUUUUUUAUCUAUAAUAAAAUGAAUUGUCUAAAUUAUUCAAGAAAUGUGUGAUAUCGGAAUGUAUUCGUGAUCUUGUGAUUGUUGAAUGAUUGAAUGAUUGAAUCCAGUGAUCGUCAAACUCGAUCAAAGGUUCGAUUUUGUUGACAGUCAGUAUUGUCAAUUCAAACUUUAGGUCUAGUACAUUAUUGUAUUAAUUGUAUAAAUUGCUUAAUGCGUGUUUCAAAAUACGAAAUAUCUAAAUUAAUGUGUUAUCGUUUAAAUGUUAGUGUAUUAUACUAUUUCGAAAUGUCGGAAUUUUUAAUCGAGAUUUUUUCAUAUUUAUUACCGUAUAUAGAACUGUAUAUCGUUUGAGCGAAUGUACUUUUGUUUAAAUAUUAUUUUAUUAUUAUACCCCGCUUGCUUACAGAUUGUUUUAAUAAUUGAAACAUUAGCAGAAUUAUAAAUUGUCUAAUCUUUCCUGUAUAGAGUAGAAUUUUUAUCUCAGACGUUAAGAGCCAUUGGCACGAUUAGGUAAAAACUUAUUUUCUUAUUUUUUCCAUAGAAUCGCCUUUGGAAAUGCCUGAAUGUGUUAUUCUGGCUUCUCUGUCAUCUCUGAAACGUCGCGAGACGCGUUUCCUUGCAUUUAAAUUUCCCGCCGAUCGAAGGAUAUGAUAUAGCAUAAAAUAAGAAUAAUAACGAGGCUUAAAAUUGCUCGUCAAAUAAGAAGGAUUUGAAAUUUAUGAACAAAAAUAAUUCAAAACUUCACCAACGCCCGCGAGAAUAAAAUUGUGAUUGCUCUGUUCGUGCACUAAUAUUUAAAUGUAAUUCGAAAUAUUCACCUCACUCUUUCAUUAUUUCGACCUUUGAUAUAUCUAUAUGGGAAAUAUUAGGAGCGAAAAUAUGGUAUUUCGCUCUGAAUGACUUUUGCGAGCAAGUAUCCCAUCUGGUUUAACAUUGCAUUUUUAGUCGGACAUUUUCUUCAGGAGCCGCCUCGUAAUUGUCGUUUUUAUUCUUUGCUAGUUGAAAGGAUAAAGGUUAUUUGUACAAAGAAAUGGCACAAACGACAGAUAUAUUUGUCGAGCCACAUUACGAAGAUGUGAUAUCACGCUUAACUACGCUUCUAAAGAAAAAUUCCGACGAAGCAAUCGUACGCGAUGAUAUUUUCAAAAUUGGAUUAUCAGGAGGAUCUCUUGUAAAUAUAUUAAUGCAAACUUUACCCAAUAUAUCAACCGAUUGGAGUAAAUGGCGUUUCUUUUUUUGCGACGAAAGAGUCGUUCCUUUUGAUAAUGGAGAAUCAACUUACGGAUUAUAUAAAACGAGUCUCAUUGGAUCAGUUCCUAUAACCGAAGACCAAUUUAUCAAAAUCGAUCCAGAACUUUCAGCCGAAGAAGCUGCACGGGAUUACAUAAAAAAAAUGUCCGUCUACUUUCCACCUGACAGUUUACCAAAAUUUGAUGUAUUGUUACUAGGAUUGGGACCGGAUGGACACACAUGUUCUUUGUUUCCUAAUCACAAACUUCUUGAUGAAACAAGUUUAUGGGUUUGUCCUAUUAAUGAUUCUCCUAAACCUCCAUUAUCUAGGAUUACAUUCACAUUUCCUGUUAUUAACAAUGCUAGAGUGUGUAUUUUUGCUGUAUUAGGAUCCAGCAAAGCUAAAAUAAUUAAGAGAAUCCUGAAAGAUCAUGAAAACUUGCCGGCUGCUAGAGUUGAGCCAACCAGUGGUUCCUUAUAUUGGAUUUUAGAUCAAGACGCGGCUAAACUUAUGGAUUCAAAUUCAGAUUAAGACAAUUAAUAAGAUAUUGAUUCAAGUGUUUGUAACAUUCCAUGUUGUAUUUUUCCUUAAUGCUCGUGAUGCUCUGUAACAUUUUUUGAGCUUUUUAUUUUGUAUACGCAUACAACUUGCAUAAAACAUGAUCUGAUUAGAUAGAAAAUUUACAAUUAAAUUGUUAAUAAUUCAAAAUGGCCAAUGUUAAUUUUUAUUUGUUUUACAUAAAAUGUCUUUUUGUUUGUUUUUUUAUUUUUAGUUGGAAAUGUUAUAUUAUUGAUAUAUUAAAUUUAAUUAUUUCAUCGAUAUGAAAUAUAUGUAGAAAUAAUAUGCCAUUGAUCGAUGCAUAUUCUUAGAUCAAUCCUAUGCUCAAUUAGUUUCUAUCUUCGAAAAGGUCAAUUGCUUGUUACAUAGGUAAAAAUGGAAAGAAAGGAAAAGAAAAACGAAAACCAGAAUAGCUAUUAUCAAUUCGAGGUAACUUUAAAUUUUAGGAGACAUAUGUUCUUUGUUGUAUGUUAUACUUAAUAUAUCUUUCAAAAUGAGAGGUGCAAUGCAUAUUUUUGCAUUGUAAUAAAAAUAUCGUUAUAUUUUACAUUUAAGGUAGAUCUCGUAUGGAGUUUUCUUAUAUACCCGAGACUUAGGAUAUAAUGAACAUACCAGAAUGUGAAUUAAAAAUGAAGAAUCUAGUCUGCACUG
Messenger RNA from Vespula vulgaris, 3129 nucleotides. RefSeq names its product 6-phosphogluconolactonase (gene Pgls). NCBI's taxonomy places the organism in Eukaryota, Metazoa, Arthropoda, Insecta, Hymenoptera, Vespidae. Gene Ontology annotation, biological process: carbohydrate metabolic process; pentose-phosphate shunt. The transcript is spliced from 4 exons. Gene Ontology annotation, molecular function: 6-phosphogluconolactonase activity. The coding region runs from base 1720 to 2451 and encodes 243 amino acids. The record is from RefSeq and is a predicted model, not a curated record.